Molecule: messenger RNA, 1590 nt
Organism: Penicillium lagena
Lineage: Eukaryota; Fungi; Ascomycota; Eurotiomycetes; Eurotiales; Aspergillaceae
Exons: 8
Coding region: 1-1590 (529 amino acids)
Source: RefSeq, a predicted model, not a curated record
AUGGCCCUGCGCACGUCAGCCGAGAACGCCGAAGACGUCGCCGCCGGCUUUCAGGCGUUCCGCGUCCCUCUCCCAGAGCACAAGACCGAGAUCACCCGCCUCAUCUCGGAUCUGUAUGGCCUCAGCGCGUCGUUUACCACCAUCGAUGCAUUGAUCAAGGAUCCGCGCUAUAAGCGCGGCUUCGCCCGCGCCCAUGCAGACAUUGAAUUGGUGCGCGGUAGCUUGAAGUACACAUGUCAGGAUGUCUUUGAUUUCUUUGGCCAGCUCGAUAGCGGGAAUGUUCCAACCGAGCAGUAUAGGCGCACCUGGGUUGCUAUGAACCGCUUCUUCUGGGAUGAAUCGCAAUAUUCGCUCACAACCCGGCUGGCAAAGUAUAAAUCCUUCCUAGGGGAGAUAACCGAUGUGGUGCAAAACAAAGAACCAAAUCUUUCACUCCUGUCCAGAUCUAGGAAUAGCCUUAAGACCCUGCUGGCCACGCAGGAUCAGCGACUGGCGCCCCGACUGGAACGUAUGAAUCUCGGCCGCAACCCGUCCUCCAGCGACACCAAUACAGAACCAAGGAGUCCAGCCAGUGACCGUAGACCGCGCGCUCGUCGAUCGUACGAGCGCCCUCGCCCGCCGGGUUCCUUACCGCAGUCACCUGCAUCCGGCACCUUUGAUGUUCCACCGCAAGCCCCUGAUGCGCCGAGCUCGCCAUUGACAGGGUCGACGACGGCAACAACCACUACGACCAGCCAGUCGGCCAAUGAUGCGAUCAAGUACCACUGGGCAAAGGAAGUCUUCUCAAGCCCUGACACAGAUACACCUAUUCCUGCCCCGGAAUCCCGAUCGGAAUGUUACGGAAAAUCUGACCCGGGAAUUAAACAAUGGCUUCGAGAGGCAGGCUUUCAAGAAGUCCUCCAAUUAGCCUUCGCUGACGGUAACGACAUGCGCGUGGCCUUUCAUCUACGUCCAAACGACCACCGUGCUCGCAUGCUCUGCAAAACUCCGCACCGCAGCCGUCCGAGCGAGUACUCCUGCAUACCACUCAACAUGCUGGAGAUUGCUCGAGACGGCUCGUGCCUGCAACUAUGUCGCAGACGACGCCAGGGGACUGAACUUGUGAUGUGGGCAAAUCUUAGUUUUACAAACAUCGAAAUCUUAUUCUACGUCACUUUUCUCGCGCUUCGCUCCCAGGAUGCGGGGAGGCCGGUCGAAUAUAUUCGAGACUAUGAGUUGAAUGAAGAAGGGGAGAUUUACGGAGGACAAAUUAUCGACGACGGCUUUCCGCAUGCCCUGCGCGUAUAUCAGGAUACGGUAACCGGGGCUGUGAGAUUGCAGGCAUCUGUUCACCGGGGAGAACUAAAACGCACACCCGUCUGGACAGCCUUCAUAACAUCCUACCUUGGGACCUCGGGCUGGCUCCGCCGCACAGGCCCAGAGAAAGUUCUAAUUCGCGACCUGAGACCUGCCAUCUUGAUGUCUGCAGAUGACUAUAAUGCACCGCAAACGCCUCGGGGAGGGUUUAUCUUGACGUUUCUGACCUCGGAUGAUGCCGACGGGUUUCUGGAUACGAUAGCGGAACUAGCUGCGCUGACUAUUGUCAGAUGA